AUGCUUACCUCUAGUGGAAGGUACUAUGCAGCAGACUGGAAAGAAUGGGCCAAGCGUAUUGUCGUCAUCAAUGGCCUCUUCGUUGACCUCAACUACAUAGUCUGCAUGUUCCAGUAUGAUUCUAUUCAUGGCAAGUUCAAAGGCAUAGUCAAGGCUGAGAACCAGGAAGCUUGUCAUCAAUGGAAAGUCCACCUCCAUCUUCCGGGAGAUCCCACCAACAUGAAAUGGGGUGAUGCUGGUGCUGAGUAUGUUGUGGAGUCCACUGGUGUUUUCACCACCAUGGAGAAGGCUGGGGCUCACCUGAAGGGUGGAGUCAAGAGGUUUGUCCUUUCUGCCCCUUCUGAGGAUGUCCCUGUGCUUGUGAUGGGCGUGAACCAUGACAAGUAUGACAACUCCAUGAAGAUUGUCAGCAAUGCCCCCCGCACCACCAACUGCUUGGCCUCCUAGGUCAAGGUCACCCAUGACAACUUUGGCAUCAUGGAGGGACUCAUGACCAUAGUCCGCAUCACUGCCACCCAGAAGACUGUGGAUGGCCCCUCUGGGAAGCUGUGGCAGGUGGCUGAGGGGCUGCCCAGCACAUCAUCCCUGCUUCCACUGGUGCUGCCCAGGCUGUGGGCAAGGUCAUUCUUGUUUGCACGACAUCCUGAGGCCCGGAGUCGGCUUCCAGCGCGCCAGCGCGUCUCGGGCGGGAAAGGGAAGGCGAGGGGUGGUUCCAGGGCCUCGGCGCGGAUUCCCCGCCACCCUCGGGCCGUUCCGGGAAGCCGGCCUUCCGGAGGCGGCGCGGCGGCCACGGCCAAGCCAAGGGCCCGGGGAGCGGGCCAGGCCCAGCGGGCGGCCGUGGAGCGGGGGAGCGAACACUGGGCGCGCCUUCGCGCUAAACGCUUCCAGGCUUGGCGCUUCAGAAAACUGGAGUCCAGGCUGUUGUUCAGAAGACGGAAGCCACUCCUGGUGGUUGUGGAUGACUCCACAGCGGAGUGGGCAGCUGUGAGGCACUGCGCCCCCUGUCGCCGCAACCGUCUCAGCGCAGACUGGAGGCCCCCUGGUGCCAAACAAGCUCCUGGACCCCCUCUGGCUUACUUGCUCCGAAAUCAGUUCUAA
Molecule: messenger RNA, 1098 nt
Organism: Phyllostomus discolor (pale spear-nosed bat)
Lineage: Eukaryota; Metazoa; Chordata; Mammalia; Chiroptera; Phyllostomidae
Product: glyceraldehyde-3-phosphate dehydrogenase-like
Molecular function (GO): oxidoreductase activity, acting on the aldehyde or oxo group of donors, NAD or NADP as acceptor; NAD binding
Source: RefSeq, a predicted model, not a curated record